Apis florea (little honeybee) is the source of this 2072-nucleotide messenger RNA. Its product is annotated as adhesion G protein-coupled receptor E3. The record is from RefSeq and is a predicted model, not a curated record. Gene Ontology annotation, molecular function: G protein-coupled receptor activity. Gene Ontology annotation, cellular component: membrane. Gene Ontology annotation, biological process: G protein-coupled receptor signaling pathway; cell surface receptor signaling pathway. NCBI's taxonomy places the organism in Eukaryota, Metazoa, Arthropoda, Insecta, Hymenoptera, Apidae.
UUUCGUUGCAGUUCGGCGCCGUUGCUCGACGAGUUCAUACGUAUUUUAUUACUUCGUAAUUUUUCGUUAAAUAUCGGUGUUGAUGGUCAUCACGUUGUGUUAAUUAUUUCAAUGUAUUCUUUCAAAUAACGUUUAUUUGUUUAAAAUAUUCUUUACAACAAGAAAAAGUGUGUUUUUUUGUACAAAAUCACCUAUAUUACAACGGAUGUAGUCAGUAUUUAUUUUAUUCAAUUUCAAACAAUGAAGAUAUGAUUUUAUGACACAUUAUCAUUUUUCGUUCUAUGGAAUAUUAUUUUAUAUCUAUUAAUGUGGUGAAUCAACAACAAUUAUUGAUAUUCUUGAUAUAUAAAAUAUUAUAUUAUUUCAUUGGAUUAAAUAUUUUGAUAUGUAAAUGUUGAUUGGUUAUCAAACGAAUACAAUGUCUUGUAAAAGAAAAUGCAACUUCUUUGAUAACAUCUAUUAUUUCGUGAGAUUUUUUCUCAAUAUACUAAGAACGUAAGAUGUUAAUAAGAAAAGAGAGAGAAAGAAAAAGAGAGAAAGGACGAUAAAAAAUAGUGUUGACAGGUGAUAGCAAUGGAACGGUGAUCGCGUGUAUCGGUUUCAUGAGUAAAAAGCGAUUGUGUAUAUAUCCAGCUUUUGCGAGUGAAAAAAAGAUCAUUCGAUUGAUAUUCAAGCACACGAACACAUUCUUAAAGAUGUUACUACACAUACAAUGUAAACGCAAGUUUCAAAUAUCAAAUAACAUGAUCUAUUUCUUCAACUCCUUUUUCUUUAAAGAUAUCCGUUAAUUCGAAAGGAUAUACGACCGCGUCUUUAGAACACGUGUUCAGUGUCACGUGGUUCGUUCAAGAAAACAUGAAAUGAUCCAUGGAUUCGCGCAUCAUCUUUCGAAUCUUUUUCAUCGAAUUAAUUAUUAUUUCUCUACCUUGUGAGAUGCGAGAGUAAGGAAGAAAUGGAGACACUUUAUACAGGAGCGAUCCAUGGGUUUCCUCAAUCGAAUGGCGGACUUACUAAUGGAAUUUCGACGGGAAUGGGUAGCUCGUUCGAUCAAGAUGGUGUGUUGAGCCUCAUUGUGGUUUUAGGAGGAAGCUUGUCUCUGGUGGCACUAGUCUUUGCUUUCAUUACCUACAGCUUAUUCUCGGAUUUGAGAAGCCUGGCGGGCACGACCCUUAUGAAUCUCUUGGCAGCUCUCUUCAUGGUUCAACUACUCUUCAUAGUUGGAGUGGGUGGCGUUCAGGAUUCGGAGCUGUGCAUUUCCUUGGGGUUGAGUUUGCAGUACCUUCGAAUGACGGUGGUUUGUUGGCUGGCUGCGAUGUGUCAUCAUCUUUACGCAACGGUCGCAUCGAUUCCACGCCGUGACGAUCCACCGACUUACCUCAAGUACAGCAUCUUCGCCUGGGGUGCACCAUUUCUCAACCUCGCCGUUGCCAUUUUUCUACAGAUUCGCGAGGCGAGCAAUAUUUGGAACAUUGUGGAUCUCACUCCUUUUAAUUGCUGGUUUAUGGGAACGAAGGCAACGAUUUACACGUACGGUUUGCCAGUCUUCCUGCUGCUUCUUUCUGCGGGUUAUUAUUUAAUCAAAGCUGCAAUUGUAUCCAGAUACACGUGCAGUAUGCAAUUGGAAAUAAAACAACGCGAAAAGAUGAAAAGGAGAAGAGCGUUGCAAAUGAUUCUAUUUUUAAAAGUGUGUAUGAUAGUGGGUUUCGUAGCUGGAUGCGGUGUUGCAUCUAGGAUAUGGAAAAUCCCUUUUCUUUGGGCUGUAUUCUGCACUGGACAUUCUCUUCAGUCCAAAACACAUUCACUUAAGGCAAUUUCUCAAAGAAGACGCUUUGGAGCAUAGGCGAAAGAUGGUUGGAAAUUGGGGCACGUGAGUUUCAAGGCAAACGGUUGGUAAAUGCGAAACAUCUGUACCAUAACGAAACCGAAUUAUUCAUACGAAACGAAGCCAAAACUACUGUUGAAACUGAUGCUGUUUCGCUGCUGGUACUUUACCUAUUCCGUUGGAGAAAGGGUGCAAAAAAGCCUCAAGAAUAUCCUUCUAGAAAGGAAAUCGUAAAAUUUUCAUAACAAAC